Molecule: messenger RNA, 943 nt
Organism: Corticium candelabrum
Lineage: Eukaryota; Metazoa; Porifera; Homoscleromorpha; Homosclerophorida; Plakinidae
Product: putative ribosomal RNA-processing protein 7 homolog B
Exons: 6
Coding region: 159-701 (180 amino acids)
Biological process (GO): rRNA processing; ribosomal small subunit assembly
Cellular component (GO): UTP-C complex; CURI complex
Source: RefSeq, a predicted model, not a curated record
CGUCGCACAUUAUCUACAUCAAACAGCAUCAAGUACGAGAAAACGAGGCAUCACUACCUCAAGGAAGAACACUGUUCGUAGUCGGUGUUCCACCUCUCUGUACUGAGGAGGCUUUACGAAAUGUGUUCGCGGUGAAUGGUGAAGUCUCGCGCGUUUACAUGCGCAAACGUCCGGGCUUGGUGUCUACAGAGUCUACUGACUGUUUGUCUUCUCAGUCUCGUUCUUUGAAGGAAUCGCCUGGUCUUCGCAAUGCUCUGGGAAUGGAUCCGUCGGUUGAGCGGUAUUUGUCUACGCCAAGCUGUCAGAUAGCAACAGGAAUGAAAAAAUGGAUUCACGAGUACCGCUCCAAGUGGCCAGAUCCGAGUUCUCUCCAAGUUGAAAUCGAUGACUACAUGAUAAAAUUCGAUGAGAAAUCAAAACAGGAACGAGAAGAACAACAAGCAAAGCAAGGACAACCUGACGACGAAGGCUGGGUGACCAUCACACGAACUAAAAAGGCUUUCAAGCCGAACGAAACGAAUCGCAGAGAGAUGCUACGAACGAAGAAGAAACGCAAACAGAAGGAGUUACUCAAUUUUUAUCAGUUUCAGCAGAGGGAAACGAAACGCGAUCAGAUUGCACAGCUGAGGAAGAAAUUCGAAGAGGACAAACAUAAAAUCGCGACCAUGAGAGCGACACGCAAAUUCAGACCCUACAACUGAUGGUAAACGAAUUGCUAAGCGACUAAUUUAUUCAUAACUUGAACGUGAAGUAGAGUAGGUCACUGGUGAGUCUGAUUUUAAUUUUUCAACAAUAUGGAUGCAUAUACUGACAGGUGGGAAUACGAGGCUCAAGGAAAUAGUCAGGGACUCAAUAACUACACGUUGACAUCUUGUCAUGCCUAGAAUGGUGGUGACCAGUUGGUGUUGAGAAUGAGUUAUGUACGCAUGCACUAGCAGUGAGC